GUCACUUUUUGGUCACAUGACUGUACAUCCGCCCUGUGUGACUGUUGCUGUGUGGCAGCUAUGACAACGAACUUUCAAAAGUUGGAUGAAUGGCUUCAAUGAAGAAGAAGCUUUCCUCUUCUAAGGUGCAUCACAAGUCUCUGAAAUGUACCGUAUAUUUGGACAUUCAGACAGUCACAUGUCCAGGAGUGUUCCUGACUAGAAACAACAAUAUCUACCUCAGUGUGUGUAUCAUGGGCCAGUACAGGAAGACUCCCUGUUUGCCACCUGCAUUCCCUUUACUCUUCCAACACAGAAUGGUAUUUGUCAAGACUUUUCCCAGUGUUGUUGACCCUGCUGAUGUAGCUGACCUCCUGGAAGCUGACAUAACAUAUUUUGAGCUGAUUCAGUUGGUGCCUCCAGAGGGUGAGGUCCUAGCAACAAUGGAGGAGAGCAGCAGAGAUUUUCUGUACCCUGGUCCCAGACUGAGCUCCAGAGAAGGAGUGGCAGAGAGAGAAAUACUGAUGAAGAGAUCCUCCUCCUUUCCUGGAAUCUCCCCCAAAGUGGAGUUUGCCACGACAUCAGUCAUAGAAGAGAUUGAUGGGAGAGACCGCUUUUCUGCCUCACCUACUUGCUGUCUUUCUCCAGUGAGGCCAUCUUUAACCCCAUCCACACAGAGUUCUGCAAAAAAGUAUUCACCAUCCAGCAGGCAUUUUUCCAAAAUAGAAGAUACGAACUGUUUCUCUUGGAAACGUGGGACGGAAAGGCUAGAUGUUGAGGCAAGAAUAACGAACUCUGCACCGACCUCAACAUCCAGACGCUCCCCUUCUUCAUCCCCAUCUGGCCGAAGUCCCCAGAAUAAAAAUAGGGAGAGAAAACACUCUUCUCCUAGAGUUUCUGUAGACUCUGGCUACCAGCAGCCCACAGUUUCCUCACAGACACGAGCCUUGUCCCCUUACACCCAUCGCAAGAUGUGCCAGCUUUCAGAGGACGCCACGCAGAGGCUUAGCCAUCUCCAGCUGGGGCCUCACCACUUCAGGAAGGAGACUGAGAGCCAGCCGCCCUUCUUGGUCCCUCGUUGCAGUAGUGUCUCUGUGAUUGGAGCUCCUUCCUCCUCUCCACAGAAUAAUAGCAUGCGUCGACACUCAGUCAGCGUCACAGCUGAUCACACAGAUUCUUCUUUCCUGGGGAGUUACAGGCCAAGACCAGCCACACCCUGUGACCUCUUCCAGGUGAAGUCGGGUUCUGUGAGGGUCCAGUCAUCUCCAGAGACACAGUCCAGACUUGAAGCCCAGAUCAGAAGCCCUGUGAGAGGUGCUGCCUUAGCUCAGUCCACCCUGGCCGUGUCAAACGCCAGAAGUCCUCUAAAUCUCAGCCAUUCCCUCAGAGAAAGGCUCCAGACCAGUCCAUCCUACUGCGAGCAGAUCCACAGCCGAGUCCAGAGAAUUCUGCAGACACACAAAACCACCUGGGGACCACCAAAUGACCUUUGACCUUUAACUUCCUGAUCUGUCCACAAGGUGACCAAUAACAGGUUACAAUACAGACUACUCA
Perca fluviatilis (European perch) is the source of this 1533-nucleotide messenger RNA. RefSeq names its product spermatogenesis associated 6 (gene spata6). The coding region runs from base 90 to 1472 and encodes 460 amino acids. Gene Ontology annotation, molecular function: myosin light chain binding. The transcript is spliced from 11 exons. Gene Ontology annotation, biological process: spermatogenesis. The record is from RefSeq and is a predicted model, not a curated record. Lineage: Eukaryota; Metazoa; Chordata; Actinopteri; Perciformes; Percidae.